AUGACAUCAAGAUCGCUCGAGGCGAAGCUAAAUAUUCUGCAGGGGUAUUCUGUUUGCGAUGUCUCAGAUGCUCUUCUGAAAAUCCAAAAAGUUCCAGGAAGCGAAACUGCCCGCGCUGGUUUUCUUGCUGAUAUUGUCCCAUUCUCCCCAUCCCAAAUCAACCUAGAAAACGAACCAAAAGCAAUCGGCCCCGCGUCAACGUUCAAAUUCAUACCGAAAAAUGAUCCUCUCCCGGAAGAUACGUCGCCAUCAAAGGAUCAUACCAUCCCGCCCGGCCACCAUUGGGUGGACUGCGCACAGCCGGGGACUGUCGUCUUCAUCGAGCAGCCAGCCGGCCAGUUUUGUGCCAGCGUUGGUGGCAUAAUGGCUGCGCGAAUGAAGGUCCUAGGAGUGAAAGGGGUAGUUGUGGAUGGCCGAGUGCGGGAUUUGGCUGAGUUGCGGAGUACACAGCUACAAAUCUGGGCUCGAGCUACAUCCACCGUUGGCACGAGUGCAGAAGCCAAACCAGGUGCUCGAAACGUGCCGGUGAAGAUAGGUGGAGUGACUGUUUCUCCGGGCGAUAUUGCGUUUUGUGACCCUCUUGAAGGGGCUGCGGUUAUUCCCGCUGAACUUCUCGACGAAGUCCUGGCUUUAGUGCCCAAACUUGCCGCCGCGGAUGAGAAGGUCAAGGAAGAUGUAUUGAGCGGGGCAAGCGUCUUCGAUUCCUUUAAUAAGCAUCGCAGCAUUUAA
Histoplasma mississippiense is the source of this 729-nucleotide messenger RNA. RefSeq lists its product with no specific name. The transcript has 5 exons. The coding region runs from base 1 to 729 and encodes 242 amino acids. Lineage: Eukaryota; Fungi; Ascomycota; Eurotiomycetes; Onygenales; Ajellomycetaceae. The record is from RefSeq and is a predicted model, not a curated record.